Manihot esculenta (cassava) is the source of this 644-nucleotide messenger RNA. RefSeq names its product 40S ribosomal protein S27-2. Lineage: Eukaryota; Viridiplantae; Streptophyta; Magnoliopsida; Malpighiales; Euphorbiaceae. The transcript has 4 exons. The record is from RefSeq and is a predicted model, not a curated record. Gene Ontology annotation, molecular function: structural constituent of ribosome; RNA binding. Gene Ontology annotation, cellular component: cytosolic small ribosomal subunit; ribosome. The coding region runs from base 154 to 414 and encodes 86 amino acids. Gene Ontology annotation, biological process: ribosomal small subunit assembly; translation.
AAGGCUGAGAUACGAGAGGCUUAAAAUCCAACGGCCAGCAGAUCUCAUCCAGCCCUUUAUAUUCAUCUUAUUCAACCGAUUUUUAUCUCUCAAGCUCUGUGGCAGUGGCAGAAGGGUUUCUGGGGUUUACACUUUUCUGAUCGACAGUUCAAGAUGGUUCUCCAAAACGAUAUUGAUUUGCUCAACCCUCCAGCUGAGAUCGAGAAGAGGAAGCACAAACUCAAGCGCCUCGUGCAGUCUCCUAACUCGUUUUUUAUGGAUGUGAAAUGCCAGGGCUGCUUCAACAUAACUACUGUAUUUAGUCACUCGCAAACGGUGGUGGUGUGUGGAAACUGUCAGACAGUGUUGUGCCAACCAACUGGUGGGCGUGCAAGGCUUACAGAGGGAUGCUCUUUUAGGAGGAAGGGUGAUUGAAGAUGAAAGAUGACGAUAUAUUGCUUUUCAUUGGUAAAUGCAAGUAGAUUUCUUUUUAAAGGAUAGUGAUUUUGGCAAAGGAUCGGGAUCUCUUUAAGCCUUAAAUUUUUUAUUGUGUAAUUUUGUUAGCAAAUUAUCUCUACUUUGGUGUUGCUGUCGAAUCUGGUUUUAUGUGAUCUCAGAACAUGUUAUAUCUCUCACACUGAUAAUCUAUUGCUAAUUUUAUCCAA